This is a messenger RNA of Raphanus sativus (radish), 1555 nucleotides long. RefSeq lists its product as uncharacterized. The record is from RefSeq and is a predicted model, not a curated record. NCBI's taxonomy places the organism in Eukaryota, Viridiplantae, Streptophyta, Magnoliopsida, Brassicales, Brassicaceae. The transcript has a single exon. Bases 469 to 1443 code for a protein of 324 amino acids.
UAAAUAUUUUACAGACCGAACUUAACGAAACUCAAAAAAAGUCAGAAGAGAGACAUUGACAUCUUCACAUGCCCGAAUGAGCACACAUCCAAGACAACAAGAAUAACUCAUCUCUUUCUCCCUUCCUGCAUAUCUUCUCUGCAACUUCCGUACCAAAUCUUUAAAACUUCCUCAGGUUUUUUUAUUUUUUAUUUUUACCAUCUUUUAAUCUCUCUUUUAAAAAAGUUCAUUUUCACUCUGUCAACUCUAUGUUCUUCCACGUCGUCUCUAAUCUCUUCAGACAGAAUCUGUAAACUCCACCCAAAACUUUAUCUUCUUUUCAAAACUUUGUCUCCCUCCUCAAGUUAUUUCUUAUCUCUCUUUAAUCACACGUAUAGCACAUCCAUUUUCAAAAACCUUCCCUUUAAAGUUUCUACCUUUCUCAGAAAAACAGCUUUCAUUUUUUUCUUCCUCUCUUUUCUCAUCAUCAUGAGAGGUCUCGCGGCUUGUUACAGCGAACACGCCAUCAAAGUAUCCGACACGUACUGUUCCGGCCCUUCUAACCACACCUACAUCUCUCCGACAUUACCUCCUUCGAUCCCCGACACGGUAUCCACCACUUACACAUCCUCCUCCUCCUCCGUCUCUGUUUCGCUCACCUGGUCGGAUAAUCUCGCCGUCGUGAUCUCAACGCCGGCGAAGUCUUACUCCGUCUCGCUAAAGAAACCGAAAGGGUCGAGGAAGUUGACUUCUUCUUCCUCCGGUUCACUCAUCGCUGAGAUCCUCUGGGAUCUAACGGAGGCUGAGUACGAUAACGGCGGACCUGAACCGAGCAGAGGGUUCUCCGUCGUCGUUGCGGUGAAUUCCGAGGUCGUCCUCCGAGUCGGCGACGUUGACCAGGAGAGUCUCCGGCGAGAUAAGUCGUCGUCGUGGAGGGUCUCGAGAACGGAGAGAUACUCCGGGAGUUGCUGGCUCUCGACGAAAGCUAAAUUCUCCGACGCCGGGAGUAAACACGAGAUUCAGAUACAAUGCGGCGGCGGCGGAGGUGGUGGUGGUGGUGGUGGGGGAGAGGAAGGGUAUUUAUGGAAAUUAAAAAGUCCUGAAACGAUGUCGGUUUGGGUGGAUAAGAGGCAAGUGUUUCAGGUGAAGAAGCUGAAAUGGAACUUCAGAGGGAACCAAACGAUGUUCUUCGACGGUAUGCUCAUCGACAUGAUGUGGGACUUGCACGACUGGUUUUUCAAAGAAACGACGUCGUCUUUUUCCACUUCUUCCUCCAAAACGGCGUCGUCUUCGUCCUCUUCUUCCUCCUCGUCUUCUCCACCGUGUGCGGUGUUCAUGUUCAGGAGGAGGAGUGGAUUGGACAGCAGGUUGUGGCUCGAGGAGGAUGAAGAAGAGAACAAGAAGAUUGGGUUGAGAGAAGCCAAACAUUCGUUUUCUCUUGUCAUUUGUGUUUCUAAAAAGUAAAAAAAAAAGAAAAAUUUACUGAUGCAUUGAUUUUUUAACCCUUUGUUCGAUGGAUGGUUUAACAUUAACAUAACUCUUUGUUGUCUGAUUUUAAUAUAUAAUGUUUGCAUGA